This is a messenger RNA of Aspergillus nidulans FGSC A4, 870 nucleotides long. RefSeq lists its product as uncharacterized. Gene Ontology annotation, cellular component: membrane. The coding region runs from base 1 to 870 and encodes 289 amino acids. NCBI's taxonomy places the organism in Eukaryota, Fungi, Ascomycota, Eurotiomycetes, Eurotiales, Aspergillaceae. The transcript is spliced from 3 exons. The record is from RefSeq and is a predicted model, not a curated record.
AUGAGGCGGCCGUCAUUUAAUCCCGGUCGGACGAAGAAUCUCAUCCAUGGCCUCCAAGGCUUCCUGAUCUUCCUGGGAUGGGCUCUCACUAUUGCUGUAUUUACAAAAGGAGGUGGCAUCGAUGGGCGAACGGCCUAUUAUUUCGCUUUGUGUUGGUUUAGCAUCCCAGGUCUUAUUUAUCUAGUCGCUGUGCCCAUGUGGCCUCGCGCUCGACGGUUUGGAAACGUCUACGCCUUUGCGACCGUCGACUGUCUCUACGUCCUCCUAUGGUUUAUCGCCUGGGUCUGCAUUGCCAGCUAUGUGGCACAGGGCAAGAGCGAGGGCAAAGACGACAACAGCUCGGAUAAGGAUAACAACUCGGAUGAAAAGAAAAGUGGUUGCGAUAACUGGAAAUAUGGCAGCGCCAGUAAAUGCCAUGUUAGCACCGCCACGUGCAUCAUGGGAGUGGCUAUCUUCAUCCUCUUUCUCAUAACGGCAUGGAUGUCUUUCCGCAAUGUCAUGCACUUCCGCCGAACUGGCACUCUACCAGAUGCUGUCUCCGACCCCACUUUUGCAGCGCAGAGCAAGGCCGCGUUCUCUUCGAACCCUGCCCAAGACUUCGACGAAGAGGACGACUUCCGCUCGCGAGCCGGAAUGGGGUCAUCCGUCCGAGAUCGUGAUGAAGACUAUGCGCUGCUUCACCAAAGCGAGGUUGACGAUCUUGGAAACCCCGGCGGCCGCGGCGCCUACGACCCAACCACAUCCAGCGGGACAGUCCUGCAUGAUUACAACGCAAGUGAGUACAGCACUAGCUACGGCGGUGCACACGGUCAGCACUACGGCGCGCCUUCAGAGUACGGCUCUACUGUGAGCGGGUACGGCCACCGCUAA